AUGGUAGCAAUUCGUUUUUCAGUUCUUACUGUGUUUUUGAUAUCACUUUGCAUUGCAGCAUACUUAGGGUUUGCCCUGAUUGAAUUAAAACAUGACAAAUUGAUCCAUUUUACAACAUUUUUCAUCCUCACCAGUGAAUUUUACUUUAUAUUUGAUACCAAAUACAAAUCAUUGAAGACAUUGAGGUACAUAACAUUCUUGACAUGUACGCUAUGUGCUAGUCUAAACCUGGAGAUUGUACAAAAUAUGGUCAAUCCAGAAAGAGUUUUUGAUUUUGCUGAUGUCGUUUACAAUUUUUUUGGUAGCUUAAGUGGAUUAUUAGUUAGCAUCACACUACAAACCUGGAGACUUAAGCUCGCCCGGGCCAACAGAAUAAAGCAUAGGCGAUUGCAUGGCAGUGGAGUGGCCGUUGAAAUUGGUCAAGAAAUUGAAAAUUUGCAAGAAGGCCCUGCCUCUAAGCAUGUCGACGUCGACGACGAUUAUGUUAACAUUGAAAUGAAGGAUGUGAGUUAG
Molecule: messenger RNA, 513 nt
Organism: Hyphopichia burtonii NRRL Y-1933
Lineage: Eukaryota; Fungi; Ascomycota; Pichiomycetes; Serinales; Debaryomycetaceae
Exons: 2
Coding region: 1-513 (170 amino acids)
Source: RefSeq, a predicted model, not a curated record